AUGAGACGUAACGAACUCAACCUUCGAGCCACUGCGCUCAAUUAUGCUACAUGCACCGCAUCCAGCCACUCUGAAACGAGCCCAUAUGGACGGAAGAACAUGUUGGAGGAGAUCAUCGAUCCAGACGAGAUCCCAGUCGGCAGUCACGUCCGAAGUCCCAGCGGAAACUUGCUCAACGCCCAGGAGUUUCGUGAUCGCUCAGACCGUCCUCCAUGCAUGAGGGAGCGCCAACAGCGGAUCUUAGAGAGAACUCGGACGUACGGCAACUUGGCGGAGGCAGCACAGGCUCAGAAUACGAAGCGGAGGCGUAAGAGGCAGAACACUGAGAUUGGACGGAGAACAAACACCACUCCCUCCCUUCGAUUCUGUUCCACUCCGGCCAACGCGCCAUCCAAAGACAUGCCCGACCACGACGAGAUGCCUCGCGGGGAGCGAGGUGUGCCUUGCUCCUACACUGAUUGCCAGCAUCGCUUCCCUAGUGUAGCGCUAAUGAAGGCGCACAAGGUGAAGGAUCCUGAGCAUUUCUACUGCAAAAAAUGCAACGUGGACUGUGCAGACUGGCAGGCUUUGACAGAGCACAAGGUGACCAUGAUGGCGCCAUUUUUGGAGGGCAGGGUCAGGAUCCGAGACGAGAAGCCGGUGCAUAUCGUCUGCGAGUUCUGUGGCGAAGGGUUCCGGAGCUUCGACGGUCGCAAGCGACACAGGGUCUUGAUGCACCCGGGUGACCAAGACAUCGACUGUCCUGGCUGCAGCAAGAAAUUCAUACGUGCCGCCCACAUGAUUGCGCACAUCGAGCGCGACGAGUGCAAGCGUGAUGGUGCCCCUGGAAUCCCACGAUGGAUGCUUCAUGCCAGUAUCAACCACAAAUACAUCAUCAAGGAGAUCAUGACCGCACCGGAUGUAUUCCACAAGAGUAUGUUCUCGCCCCCUGCGGGACAGAUGGGGAGUGCGACCGGAGAAGAGGUCGCAGAUGAGGACGAAGAUGAGGACCAGGAGCCAGGCGGCGUAGCUCUUCUGGACGAUGACGAUGACGAAGCAAAAAUGGGAGGCUAUAAGGCGUUAGAGCCAGAGCGAGAUAUGAUUGACCCCUUUCCACGGCGCAAUACCUUGACCGAGGCAUAUUCCAUGCUGGAUAUGGAGCGGACCAUGGACAUCGCAAAAGAGAUGCGGACGAUUUCUUCCCAAGCUUCCGGUGCGUGGUCUCAAGGGACUGCCUCGGAAGCGCUCAACCCAGCGGCAAAGCCAAUUCCAACUCCUAACGCAUGGGACGGUUUCUACAAAUAUCGCACCAGCGAGGAUCACGCCAGCAAGGACCGUAAUAUUCUCGAAACACAGUUUUGGAAUCCUUUCCACGCAGACUAUCAGAUUGAUCCAUUCUUCCACCCUGUCCUGAAGGCAUACACCUGCCCGUUUCCGAGCUGUGUGAGGGACAAUGGUAGGGUUAUUGUGAGAGAGCACGGCUAUCCGACCAAGGAGGGGCUGGAGGAACAUAUGCGCGACGUGCACUGGAUCAAAAUGUUUCGUUGCCCCACAUGCUCCCGGCGAUUUGAUAGUGUCGCUGCUCUAAUGGGGCACGUCGAGUACACCAUGAAGUGCAAAGUGAAAGAGAGCAAGAAGUUUGGAACUUACGUCGCAGAAAUCACCGGUGGUUUCCUGACCGCUCAGUCAGUAUCGCAGCCCAGGAUUCUCUAUGCCAAUAAGGCCUUGAUCGAAAACGGCGGCACAGACGACGGUGACGUGGGUGGAGUACUGACAAUGAAGUUUGAGGCCACGCUUCCAGAAGUUGAAGCAAAGCAGAGAAGGGAAAGGGACCUUGUCUGA
Molecule: messenger RNA, 1821 nt
Organism: Sphaerulina musiva SO2202
Lineage: Eukaryota; Fungi; Ascomycota; Dothideomycetes; Mycosphaerellales; Mycosphaerellaceae
Exons: 4
Coding region: 1-1821 (606 amino acids)
Source: RefSeq, a predicted model, not a curated record